Messenger RNA from Labrus bergylta (ballan wrasse), 1619 nucleotides. RefSeq names its product RNA binding motif protein X-linked 2 (gene rbmx2). The record is from RefSeq and is a predicted model, not a curated record. Gene Ontology annotation, cellular component: precatalytic spliceosome; U2 snRNP; catalytic step 2 spliceosome. Gene Ontology annotation, biological process: mRNA splicing, via spliceosome. Gene Ontology annotation, molecular function: RNA binding. Lineage: Eukaryota; Metazoa; Chordata; Actinopteri; Labriformes; Labridae.
CAGAAGCGGAAGUUACUACGGAAGUAGUUAUUUUCUGUAGUUCGACCAUAACAUCGUCGUUCUGUCCCAUUCAACCUGGUUCACCAUGAAUCCACUGACGAAGGUGAAGUUGAUCAAUGAGCUGAAUGAGCGAGAGGCCAAACUCGGGGUGAAUGAGUCUGUUUCCUGGCACAGCGAGUACAAAGAAAGCGCCUGGAUUUUUAUCGGAGGAUUUCCAUACGAACUGAGUGAAGGUGACAUCAUCUGCGUCUUCUCCCAGUAUGGAGAGAUCGUGAACAUUAACCUGGUGCGAGACAAGAAGACCGGGAAGUCCAAAGGUUUCUGCUUCAUCUGCUAUGAGGACCAGCGGAGCACCAUCCUGGCUGUGGACAACUUAAACGGCAUCAAGAUUAAAGGUCGGACCAUCCGCGUGGACCAUGUUAAAGACUACCGUCCUCCCAAAGACUCGGAGGACAUUGAUGAUGUCACCAAACAGCUGAGGGAGCAGGGCUGUGCUCCUAAACUCCUCCCGCCGCCACCGCCCUCCUCCUCCUCCUCAGAGGAAGAGGAAGAUGAGCAGUACGCCAUCCCUGUGAAGAAGCCCAAAAAAGACAAGAAAGAGAAGAAGAAAAAGAAGAAAGAGAAGAAGGAGAAAAAGAAAGCAGAAAAGGAGAGAGAAAAAGAGAUGGGGAAAUGCUCUUCCUCUUCUCCUUCUCCUCCUCCUGUUAGAGUCAAAGAGGAGAAGCAGGAUCCUGGAUAUAGCAAAUAUAACCAGAGGGGGGAGCCACCAGGAGGACAGGAGAAUGGACAGAGAGCGACGAGGGACAACGAGAGACUGAGAGGGGAGGAGGAGAGGAGGAGAGAGACAGAACGAGAGAGAGAGGAUGAGAGGAGGAGGAAUAGAGACAGAGAGGGUGAUAGGAGGAGAGAGACAGACAGAGAGUAUGAGAGAAAAAGAGAGACUGGGAGAGAGAGAGACAGUGAUAGAAGAAGAGAGAUGGACAGAGAUGACAACAGAAGAAGAGAGACAGAAAGGGAGAGGGACGGUGAUAGGAGGAGAGAAACAGAGCGAGAUGGUGAGAGAAGAAGGGAAACCGACCGCGACAGAGAAAGUGAUAGAAGAAGAGAAACAGACAGAGACAGAGAUCCAUCACGUAAGCACUGAGAAUCUAUCUGUUGGUUUCAUGAUGUAAAAACAUGUCAAAUGUAAAGUACAUAGUGAUAUCUUUUAUCAUUUUCCAAAUGUUUGAUGUUUUUCUGGAUUACAGAAGGUUUAAAGUAAUGCUGGCACUCUCUAGAGGCUGCAGUGUUUUACUACAUAACCUGCACAUUUAAGUGCUUAUCAAACAAGACUGUACAAUGGAUUUAAAAUGUGAAUUUAUUGCUUUAAAUGGUUGUAAUGCUUAAAUUCUUUGUAGUUAUUGUGACAAAGAAGUUAUUUUUGUUUACAUUCCCAAAGGUUGACAUUCAAUCAGUUGAAUAAAACAAGUUUAAGGAUACAGUUGUUUAACAAAUCUCUUAAAAAGAAAGAUAUUGUUGUUUGAUGGCUAAUUUUCCAUCCAGAAAAGUGCAUUUUUGUAUGUGUUUUUUGUAUGAGUUUUGGAAUAAAACACAGGUAUGUGUCAGUGUUUGCAACAUUA